Cynara cardunculus var. scolymus (artichoke) is the source of this 1335-nucleotide messenger RNA. RefSeq names its product S-norcoclaurine synthase 1-like. The transcript has 4 exons. The record is from RefSeq and is a predicted model, not a curated record. Lineage: Eukaryota; Viridiplantae; Streptophyta; Magnoliopsida; Asterales; Asteraceae. The coding region runs from base 50 to 1132 and encodes 360 amino acids.
UACAAAAGUGGUGAAACAAAACGAAUCGUUGAAAGUUAGGGCAAAGGAGAUGGGACAGAAUACCGAUGAGAUAAGCAACAGAUCCGAGUACGGUGGUUCGAUUCCUGUCGAUAACGUUCAAGCGCUUGCUUCAAAGGACUUGAAAGACGUUCCGGUUCGGUAUCUUCGGCCGGAGAUUGUGUCCGACGAGGUAUUGACGGAUGAAUCGCUGCAGAUUCCAGUGAUCGACAUCGGCAAACUUUCUGUCGCAGGACAACCGGGUUAUGAUGAUGAAUUGGCUAAACUUCAUCUUGCUUGUAAAGAUUGGGGCUUUUUCCAGUUGAUAAAUCAUGGGGUAUCAGAAAGCAUAGAUGCAAUGAAGGUGGUUACAAAGGAAUUCUUCAAGUUGGGAUUAGAAGAGAAGAUGAAAUGUGCACAAACUCCAACCACCAUUGAAGGUUAUGGUCAAGCAUUUGUUGUUUCAGAAGACCAAAAACUUGAUUGGGGUGACAUGCUCUUCAUCCUACCUUUACCCAUCCCUCAAAGGAACUUGAGAUUUUGGCCUCUAAAUCCCCCUUCAUUCAGGGCAACCUUAGAUGAAUACUCGAACAAGCUAUAUGGCGUUUCGAAGGAACUGUUUAAGUUGAUGUCUAUAAACCUGGGAAUCGAUCUUGAAACGGUUAGCAAAUUGUACGAGAAUUGCACACAAGGUAUCAGAAUGAACUACUAUCCACCCUGUCUCGAAGCAGACAAGGUUUUAGGGUUGGCACCGCACUCAGAUGCAGUCGGGUUAACCCUCUUGGUUCAAGUCAAUGAAGUUCAAGGGCUACAAAUUAAGAAGAACUCGAAAUGGGUGCCGAUUAAGCCCAUUCGCGGGUCGAUUAUCGUUAACAUAGGUGACGUUAUGGAGAUAAUGAGUAACGGGGAGUACCGCAGUAUCGAGCAUAGGGCUCUGGUUCACUUGGAAAAGGAGCGGCUUUCGAUUGCAGCUUUUCAUAGUCCGGGCAUCGACACCAUGAUCGGACCGUUGACAGACGGAGUUAAUGAGAAGACAGCAAAGUAUAAGACGAUUAAUACAGAAGAUUAUACGAAGUUGAUCAUUAGCAGCAAACUUGAUGGAAAAAGUCUGAUUGAGCAAAUGAAGAUUCAAUAAUGAUGCGGUAAGCGCUCUUGCUCGUGAACAUUACGAUCAUAUCAGUCUGAUCCUGUUCGAUUGUGUCCAUGUAUUAUAUGCAACUUUUCAGUUCAUAUAAUUCGUGUUAUCUUUUAUUUGUGUUUAUUUACUGAAUGUAAUCAAGUUUUAUUGUGAAUUGGUGGGACGGACUCAAUGUGUUAACUCGUAUGGUCGGGUUGACU